This is a messenger RNA of Harpegnathos saltator (Jerdon's jumping ant), 444 nucleotides long. RefSeq lists its product as uncharacterized. Bases 69 to 248 code for a protein of 59 amino acids. NCBI's taxonomy places the organism in Eukaryota, Metazoa, Arthropoda, Insecta, Hymenoptera, Formicidae. The record is from RefSeq and is a predicted model, not a curated record. The transcript is spliced from 2 exons.
AAUUUUCGUGCCGUCUUUCGAACCAAUGGAGAGUGGCCGUUGACGGCGAUCAACAGCAGCAAGGUUUGAUGUCGCCGUGUUUGAUGGACAAACCCAAGACUACAAACAAGUUUGUUAGACUUGUCAAGCGAAACUUUAUCAGCGUGAUCUUUCCUACAGUUACUGUGCUCAGUAUCUACGCGGAUUUGAGGCAUACCGCUCGUUGGAAGCAACAACUUGCUGAGAAAGACCAAGAGAAACAACAAUGAGUGGUGGCAAUAUAUUUCAGACACAGAAGCACAUCUGGAAGAUGUACUGGACACUCAUAUUUCCAAUAACAGGUUUCUUUCUUGGCUACAAGUUUGACCGACUGGAAACAGAGAGAAUGACGAUGUUCCGAGAUAAAUCUGCUCUAUAUGGCAGAGAAAUGAAGCCAGGAGAGUCACCUUCUUGGCCAUAUUAAUU